GUGCUGAAUCAGACGAGCGCGUGGUGGUUCGAGCAGACAGCACCCAUCGUGCCCAACGCCUUCCUCUCUUCGCCCGAUCCCAAUGUCACCAUCUUUCGGAAAUGCAAAGUCUUCCCCGUGGAGUUUGUUGUGCGAGGAUACAUCACGGGCACAACCAGCACGUCGCUGUGGACUGUGUACAACAAUGGGGCUCGGUCUUACUGCGGGAACGACCUGCCUGAAGGCCUACGCAAGAACGACCGCCUGGCUGCCAACAUUUUGACGCCCACCACGAAAGCGGUGGAUCACGACGAGCCGGUCACCCCAGAGAAGAUCGCUUCCCGCGGGCUCAUGACUCGGGAGGAGUUUGAAACCACCAGAGAUCUGGCGCUGAAGCUGUUUGCGUUCGGACAGCAGGUGGCGGGGGAGCAUGGUUUGAUUCUGGUGGAUACGAAAUAUGAAUUUGGGAAGGACUCGGAUGGCAACAUUCGACUGAUUGAUGAGGUGCACACACCAGACUCCAGCCGCUAUUGGAUUGCAUCCACAUACGAGCAGAGACACGAAGAGGGGCUAGAGCCGCAGAAUAUAGACAAGCGCCCGCUCAUCUCAUCACAGAGCUAUCCUGGCGGUGAGUUCCUUGCUGCUCCCACCGUUCUCUGA
Closterium sp. Naga37s-1 is the source of this 639-nucleotide messenger RNA. NCBI's taxonomy places the organism in Eukaryota, Viridiplantae, Streptophyta, Zygnematophyceae, Desmidiales, Closteriaceae. The record is from the annotation of a GenBank genome assembly.